Musa acuminata AAA Group (dessert banana) is the source of this 639-nucleotide messenger RNA. RefSeq lists its product as uncharacterized. NCBI's taxonomy places the organism in Eukaryota, Viridiplantae, Streptophyta, Magnoliopsida, Zingiberales, Musaceae. The record is from RefSeq and is a predicted model, not a curated record. Bases 1 to 639 code for a protein of 212 amino acids. Gene Ontology annotation, molecular function: GTP binding; GTPase activity. The transcript is spliced from 7 exons.
AUGGUCAAAGAGUGGGGUGCUCCCUCGGCCAACAAUUCAAUGGGCCUCGUAUGCCCCAAAAUGUUGGCAACUCGUCUGAGUGUGGGGACCCCAAUAGAUGCUGAUGUAAGUGGCUGUCGGGCUACUGACUACCGACUAUGGCUAAGGUUUCCUAUAGUGAAGCCAGAUCCAAAUCACCUCAGACUCCGUCUCGCAAGAGAAGGUCUCGACGCAAUUCAAAAUAUCACAACCCCUAUAGCUGUUGUUGCAGUGAUCGGCCCAUACCGCUCUGGCAAAUCCUUCCUUCUCAACCAGCUCCUCUCCCUCUCUUGCGAUGAAGGCUUUGAAGUUGGGCACAUGCGUGAUGCUAAAACCAAAGGUUUGUGGGUUUGGGGUACACCAGUAGAGUUGGUCAUUAAUGGAUCAAAAGUAUCUGUCCUGUAUAUUGAUACUGAAGGAUUUGAAAAUGUAGGGAAUUCAAAUGUAUACGAUGACAGGGUCUUUGCUCUGGCGACACUAAUCAGUUCUGUGCUUAUUUAUAAUAUACCUGAGACGGUUCGUGAGGCAGAUAUAUCUCGACUAUCAUUUGCUGUUGAAAUUGCAGACGAAUUCUAUGCAAGGUCCGUUUUCAAAGAAUUGUGUUAUUGCCAGAACCUUUAA